Messenger RNA from Lolium perenne, 630 nucleotides. RefSeq lists its product as uncharacterized. The record is from RefSeq and is a predicted model, not a curated record. NCBI's taxonomy places the organism in Eukaryota, Viridiplantae, Streptophyta, Magnoliopsida, Poales, Poaceae.
CAGACUAUACAUUGGACUCUUUUUUCGAGAAGAAGAAACCCAUUCCCAUCUGUCCGUCCGUUAACCCAAAAUGGCCAGCAGUCCCAAGGCUGCUCUUCUCCUCCUCGCCGCCGCUCUGCUGCUGUCGUGCUGCUGCGCAUCACACGCCACAGGCGGCGAGACGCAUCAGGAGAAGGAGGCGGUGACCAUGCCGAUGUCGACGGACCCGUCCAAGUGCGAGCGGAUGGUGCCGUGCAGUGAGGACAUGUGCACGGAGCACUGCGUCCGGAUCGGGCUCGGCAACGAGAGGGGCUUCUGCAGCUUCCUCAACCUGCAGUUCGUCUGCUGCUGCCCCAUAACGUUCGGGCGCGCCGCCACCAAGAUCCCAUUAUCCUCCGUCAAGCACUUCUAAUUUUGCUUAGCUGGCUAGUCCUUCAGGCCUUGUUUGGCAGUUGAGGUUUCAGGUGUUUUAAUGAGUAUUAUCUCACGGGGAUUAGGUGAAAGAUUCACCCAAUACCCUUCUCCACCUCAAUCCCUUUGUCCAUCUAUCUAGUUUGACUGGCACAGAGGGUUUGCUUCAAUAAUAAUAUGGCUAAUCAGUCGUACGACUGAAUCUAUAACAUAAUAAUACAGUGAAUGAUACUUUUUUUA